UCCUCCUCCUCCUGCUCAUAGAAACUCUUUAGCUCAGCGAGCAGCGCUUCAGACGCGCUUUCUGCCGCACACACCAGUUUCCAGUCGAGCACACAUUCUGCGGCUCCAACUUUGGUUUUCUACAAACUUCGUUUGGUGUCGAUACCAUGCUGGAUUAAGCCAAUUAACCGUUGUUAUUCGGCCAAAGAAGGUCGGUUUUGCCACAGCGCAGGUACAAUGAGCGCAUUCUGCAGCUGAUCGGCUGAUUAGAGGGGAGAGACCUGUGUUCUACAGUGGUGCAGAGUUUGCUCCUAUCUGUGACCUGUAGGUGUGGACACAGAUAGUGAAGAGAACACAGACAAUCUAGCACCAUGGAUUUCGGCAAUGAUGUGGAUCUGUCCAAUGAAAACAUCACCCCACUGUGGAAACGCUGCACGGACAAGAAGAAACAGGACUCGAGCAACCCCAAACCGCGACCCUUCAGUUACCACGCGAAUGGGGUCAUGACGACGGACUUCCCCGUGGAGGACAACAAGUGCUCCUUCACCUUGAGCCAACCCGCCGAGAGGCUGGUGGUCACACCCCCGACUUGGGGCAAGAACACUGUGGUGUUGAAGCACAUUCUGCACAAACCCUCCAAGAAAUCCCGAGUUGUCCGAAGCAUCAGCAUCGGGCACUUCUCCAACGGACUCUUCUCGCUGUCCAAAUUUAGGUCUGAGGAUAACCGAUCCGCCUCACUGGACAACAGAGUGCGAAAUGGAGACGGUGACCGGAGGAAAACCACUAAUGGAGUGCCAGUGUGGCAGGAAAAGCAUCUCCAGGAGCCCCAGAAACACAUGCCGAGCCUGUUCGGCGUGAGCUCACAGAAAGACCAGAAAGCGUUUGGGAUGAGUUCCCCCUCAUCUGAAGCUGUGCCUCUGAACUCCUCUCCUGUCCUGUCUUCACGCUCUCCUAACAACAACAACAACAACACAUACAACCACCAUGAGCUGUCCUCUCUUUCGUCCGCAUCCAGUCCCUCUCCCCCAGCCCUGCGUACCCCCACCCCCUCCCACAGCUCCACCUCCAGCAUCCCCUCCCUCUCUUCCCUUACCUCCUCAGACCCCUCGACCCCACGCUCCCCGUCGCCAGCGGACAACAGAGGACAAGCAGUCCUUAGACCGUCCUUAUUCUCGCCUGCCUCCUCACAGGACACCAGGCAUGCCUCUAUCUCUUCCUCCACCUCCUCUGCAUCACCCUCUCCCUCACUUUCCCCAUGUAUCUCUCCCUCUCCCUCAAUCGUCCUCAGCACCCACAGCCCUGCUGCCCUGAAGAUGGGCACCCAGCAGCUCAUUCCCAAGGGUUUAGCAUCUGAUGUUCGGCAGUGCAAGGCGCCUGCCUCUGAGCCGCAGGUCCAAGGUUUGACAGGGCUGCUGGGGUUGGAUCAUUCCAAGCGAGCGUUGAAAGCCCUCAGCAUGGUAGAAACGGGAACCUACUUUUCUACCGGAGGGGGCCACAUCGAAGGGACAGAUGGGGAAAGUGAGAGCCCGGGGACACUAAGAAGAGGCCUGAGGAGUACGUCCUAUAGGAAGGCAGUUGUGAGUGGAGUAGACUUGGAUGUCCCAUCAGUAGAUCCCAAGGCCCAUUGGUUGUCACAGCCUGUCAUCAAAUGGCCGGAUGAGGAUAAGCCAGAUUCACCAAUCAGUCCAGCAAGUCCUGGCACUGUAAGUCUCACUAGCCCUGGAACUGCCAAGUCUGCGAGCCCUGGCACACCCAAAAUUGCCAGCCCUGGGACACCCAAACUGGCCAGCCCCAGGAUUUCAAAGCCUGCCAGCCCCGGGACGAAAAAGCCUACCAACACUGGGAAAAACAAGUGUCCAGAUAAGAAGAAAGCUUUGACCAGUCAACGGACGUUUGACAGUGAGGAGGAGGAGCUGUACCAGAACUAUCAGGAGAAGGCCUUACAUAAUGACUCGGAUGAGGAUGCCGAUUCCAGAGAAGACAAACAAGAUAACGGCAUCGUGUUGCAGUACAGACCUAUACGCAUCUCCUGGAGCCAGCUCAGUGUGGUCAAGAAAAGGGGUCUUUCUGACCGGAUGAGUCAGGAGGAACGCAAAAGACAAGAGUCCAUUUUUGAGGUGAUCUCGUCGGAGCACUCUUACCUCCACAGUCUGGAGAUCCUGAUCCGCAUGUUCAAGAACUCUGCAGAGCUCAGCGAGGCCAUGACCAAGACCGAACACCACCACCUCUUCUCUAACAUCACCGACGUCUGUGAGGCUAGCAAAAAGUUCUUUAAGGAAUUGGAGGAAAGGCACCAACAGAACAUCGUGAUCGAUGACAUCAGCGACAUCGUUGACAAGCACGCUCAGUCCAACUUUGACCCCUUCGUCACAUACUGCUCCAACGAGGUCUACCAGCAGAGAACCCUUCAGAGGCUGGUGUCCAAGAAUCCAGUUUUUAAGGAGGUCCUGACAAAGAUAGAGAGCCACCCAGACUGCAGGAACCUCCCCAUGAUCUCCUUCCUCAUCCUGCCCAUGCAGAGGAUCACUCGUCUGCCCCUGCUCAUGGAUACAAUUUGUCAGAAGACACCUAAAGACUCUGCACAAUAUGAAGACUGCAAGAAGGCUUUACAAGCAGUCAGCAAGGUGGUAAGAAAGUGUAAUGAAGGAGCUCGCACAAUGGAGAGAACAGAGAUGAUGUACACUAUCAACUCUCAGCUGGAGUUUAAGAUCAAGCCUUUCCCCCUGGUCUCCUCCUCCAGGUGGAUGGUAAAGAGAGGAGAGCUGACUGCGUUUGUGGAGGACAACGGCAUCUUCCUCAAGCGGACGUCACGGCAACAGGUCUAUUUCUUCCUCUUCAAUGACGUCUUCAUCGUCACCAGGAAAAAGAGCGAGGACAGUUACACUGUGAUCGACUACGCUCUGAGGGACCAGAUCUGGGUGAGUUCCUGCCAGCCCGAGGAUCUCAACCUGUCACCGGUCAGAAGCACCGCCAGCAUGCUGAGCUCGCGGCAAGCCGGCGCCAACCAUCUUUUCCGUCUGCGUUUCCGUAGCAACCACUCCGGUGAAAAGGUGCCCAUGAUCCUGGGGACGGAGUUGCUGAAUGAGCGUGCUCGGUGGAUCAGCGCUCUGGGCCAGAAUGUCAAUAACAACAAGAGUCAGGACCGAACCAAUGUCAUGCAGGUGGAGGUGAUCAGAACUUACACAGCCAAGCAGCCGGAUGAGUUGUCUCUGCAGGUGGCUGAUGUGGUGCUGGUCUCGCAGACUGUAGAAGACGGCUGGUAUGAGGGUGAGCGACUGCGCGACGGAGAAAGGGGGUGGUUCCUCGCCGAGUGUGCCGAACCAAUCACGUGCCAGGCCGCCAUCGAGCGCAACAUGCAGAGGAUGGACCGCCUGCAAGGGUUGGAGACUAACGUGUGAGCAGGAUGAGCCCUGUGCUUUAACCACGGAGGGCUUUUCUCAGCUGGUAGUGAUCCUUUGACUCACCAGUGACCUUUCUGUUGAAGAAGUGAACCCAGACAAAUGAGUUCAGUGACCUGCCUUCAGGGACUACGUGGACCAGGCUGCUGGACUCUUUACAGUGGCAUAACAUUAAAGAUGAAGCCAUAAUUCUUAGAUUUCUGCUUAGUGUCCACUAAAUAAUCAGGCAUACUGUCUGAGUUUCGAAGCAAAGAGUGUUCAGAGCAAACGCAGCACAAAACCAUAGAUUUCCUUAAUGAAUGAUCGGCCCUUGUGGGAGGGAUGGUUCGACGGGGGGGGGGCCUGUCACAUUUACUAAUUCGCAGGCUGGUUGGAAAACUUCACACCCACUGCCAGUCACUGCUUUCAACACGCUGCUCCAUAACAACUGGUGGAGUGAAAUUUGUAAAUUGUAUUUCUCUCCCAAACAUAUACUCAUAUAUAUACUUUUUUUUUUGAGUGUAAGUGAUGUGCAAUGCAAUAUUUGAGACAUCAGUACCACUAUAGGAGGCAAAGUAGACCAAAAAGUGUGACCGCAGCCUGAUGUGUGAUCUGUUAAUGAGCACCAGGCCAUGUAAUUAGGAGCUUUGCCAGUAAUAAUGUAACUAUGAAAAUGUUGAUUGUGAAAGUGAUAAUAAGGCAAGACGGUGGGAUUGGCAGCUUCUUCACAGUGUGUGGGUUAGUGUAGAAACUUGUUUCAGGAGCGUCUGAUGGCAAGUACAACUAUUACAAUUAUAUUUACAAGAAAAAACAUGAAUGCAAUUUGUCUGAAGCCCAUGGCACUUUGAGUAAAUAGAAAAAGUCCUAAUGAAUUGGAUAAUAAGAAUUACAGUCCUCUGGGAGGUUUAAUCUCAUGUCAUCCGCGGGUUAAGCACGAGGGCCGCGUAUCUGUUCUCCACCUUGCUUUGUUUGUCACCAGUUAAUGUCACAACCAUCAAUCAGACUACAUUUUUCUCCCCAUCCACACAGCGAUUUGGUCAGCCUGAAAUAUGACACACACUAGAUGCCAGCCAGGGGUGUAUAUAAUGUAUAAAUAUCCCCCUUAGGAUUUAUACCGGUGAUGUUUCAGAGGCAAGCUGAAAUUCAUUUGUGUGUGCUGAUGGUGAGACCGGAAGAGAAGAGCGGCCCUACCCCACCCAGCCCUGCUUUUAAUGCAAUUGUCCCGUGUGAGUCAUCUUUUUAGUGUUGCCAUGCCCGGCCAAAGGAAACGAACGGCUUGGUCAGAGUGUGGUGAUGACCCCAUCUAUCAAGCCCACUGCUCUGGCCCCAGCUCAAAUGACAACCACAAAUGUUGAGCUGCAUGGAGCGAGCCGUGGCGGUAGCGUGCAGAGCACCCAGCAGGAAGGACCCGAGUACCCAGACGACGCUUUGCAUUUGCACUCAGGGAAAAUGAACUGUGUUACCACACAUCGAAGCAUGAAUUGAUCUUCAUUUCAAUCACUUUCUGUACUUGUAAUUAUUGUAAAUCAUUUGUGUACAUGUAAAUAUGUAAAACAGCCUGACUUGUAUGUUUUCCAAAAUACAGAUUUAUAUUGCAGAAACUUGUUUAGUCAACCUUUAUAUAUUUCAAUCAGCCACUAUAAAUAAAAGCCAAAUUGUUUGGA
Molecule: messenger RNA, 5020 nt
Organism: Perca fluviatilis (European perch)
Lineage: Eukaryota; Metazoa; Chordata; Actinopteri; Perciformes; Percidae
Product: rho guanine nucleotide exchange factor 26-like
Exons: 15
Coding region: 351-3377 (1008 amino acids)
Biological process (GO): activation of GTPase activity
Molecular function (GO): protein binding; guanyl-nucleotide exchange factor activity
Source: RefSeq, a predicted model, not a curated record